Molecule: messenger RNA, 544 nt
Organism: Sorex araneus (European shrew)
Lineage: Eukaryota; Metazoa; Chordata; Mammalia; Eulipotyphla; Soricidae
Product: histone H2A type 2-B
Exons: 1
Coding region: 1-393 (130 amino acids)
Cellular component (GO): nucleosome
Molecular function (GO): structural constituent of chromatin; protein heterodimerization activity; DNA binding
Source: RefSeq, a predicted model, not a curated record
AUGUCUGGACGUGGGAAACAGGGAGGCAAGGCCCGCGCCAAGGCCAAGUCGCGCUCGUCCCGCGCCGGGCUGCAGUUCCCGGUGGGGCGGGUGCACCGGCUGCUGCGCAAGGGCAACUACGCCGAGCGUGUGGGCGCCGGCGCGCCCGUGUACCUGGCCGCCGUGCUCGAGUACCUGACGGCCGAGAUCCUGGAGCUGGCGGGCAACGCGGCCCGCGACAACAAGAAGACGCGCAUCAUUCCGCGACACUUGCAACUAGCCGUGAGAAACGACGAAGAACUCAACAAGUUACUUGGGGGUGUCACCAUUGCCCAGGGCGGCGUCUUGCCCAAUAUCCAGGCUGUGUUAUUGCCCAAGAAAACGGAGAGUCACAAGCCUGGCAAGAGCAAAUAAUUGUGUGACUUGACAUCUGUACUCACUCACCCCAAAGGCUCUUUUAAGAGCCACCAAAAAGUCUCAAAUGAAAGGCUGAUAACGAUACAGCGCAAAAGCUCUUUUUUGAGAACUUGGGUGGCUCUAAAAAGAGCCUUUGAUCUUUGGUUUA